Hydra vulgaris (swiftwater hydra) is the source of this 1206-nucleotide messenger RNA. RefSeq names its product box C/D snoRNA protein 1. Gene Ontology annotation, biological process: maturation of LSU-rRNA from tricistronic rRNA transcript (SSU-rRNA, 5.8S rRNA, LSU-rRNA); box C/D snoRNP assembly; snoRNA localization. The record is from RefSeq and is a predicted model, not a curated record. Lineage: Eukaryota; Metazoa; Cnidaria; Hydrozoa; Anthoathecata; Hydridae. Gene Ontology annotation, cellular component: nucleus; pre-snoRNP complex.
GAUUAUAAAAACAAAUUUAAAAAAAGUUAUAUAAAAAAUGAAAAUGAUAAAAAUGUUGUUCAUAGAAAAAUAGUUUAAUGGCAGCUGUAAAGCAUAAAAUACGAUUGAUUGAUACCAUUGAUUUGACAGGUGAUGAUCCUGUUAUAAAAAAGAAAUGUGUCGAAGAAAGUAUAACAGUGGUUAAUCUGGAAAGUGAGAAUUUUAAAGAAGAAGUUCAAAUACAAAAUACAAAUUCAAAAAAAGUGCAAUGUGAAGUUUGUUUAAAACAAGACUCAAAAUACACAUGUCCUGCGUGUAAAAUGAAAACAUGCUGUUUGUUUUGUUCAAAAAAGCAUAAAAAUAUCAAAAACUGUUCAGGGGAGAGAGAAAAAGUGAAAUAUGUUGCUCGUUCUGAUUUUAAUGACAUGCACCUACUUAAUGACUUGAGGUUUUUGGAAGAUGUAAAGCGUUUAGUAGACAAUGCACAACGAGAUUCCAAGUCAAAACCAAACCGCAGAAUAUCUAAAAAGCUGCAUUUAUUACAAAAAGCUGUUAAAAACAGAGAUUGUAAAUUAUUUCGCAUGGCAAAAGGAAUGCAACGGUGGAAAGAGAAUAAGACUUUUUAUAAUGUUAAAGAGGAUGCUUUGCACUGGACAAUAAAGUUUGUAUUUGAGGAAAUAUAUGAAACCAUCAUAGUUAGACAUUCAGAGAAAGAUACUUUUAAAGAUAUUUUAUCACCUUUUAUAGAUAAAGAAAAAGUCUUACCUGAAAAUAAACUAAAAUUUUUUGAGUACACUAACUGUCAGUCAGACCAAAAAAUUUUGUUAUUCUUCAAACAUGAGCUUGAACAAGGUCAAGACAAUAAAAGGUUCACUGAAGUAAAUAUAGAUAGUACUGUAAAAGAAUCUUUAAAAAACAUGUCUAUUCUGGAGUAUCCUGAAUACAAGGUUGUAUUGUCAUCUAAUGCUGGUCGCAUUCGAAAUCAGUUGUUUACACAAGAUAAUAUGUUAAACGUGAAAGAAGAAUCAGAUGAGUCGUCCAGCGAUUCAUCGAGUGACGAAGAGAUUUCUACGAAAACUCUGGAGGAUGUUCUUCGAGACAUGAACUCUAAUAAACUAUUUCUUAAAAGUGAAAAUAAUUAGUAAUAAUGUUUUUUUUUUUAUUCAUCUUUUUAUUAUUGUUAUUAUUUUUUAUUUUGAUAAAAAAGCCCAAUAAUUUGUUUCAGAA